This is a messenger RNA of Guillardia theta CCMP2712, 1221 nucleotides long. RefSeq lists its product as hypothetical. The record is from RefSeq and is a predicted model, not a curated record. Bases 208 to 1221 code for a protein of 337 amino acids. The transcript is spliced from 4 exons. Lineage: Eukaryota; Cryptophyceae; Pyrenomonadales; Geminigeraceae.
CUGGAGCUGAAAAACUUACCGAGGCCUUUCAAGUUCCCGUCGGUGAUCAGAGUCAGCACCUCCAAGAAUGAUGUGGAGGACAAGAAAGUCCUCUGUGACAUCUGCACCAGUGAAGAGGCGUCGCAGGGGAAGCCAGGGGCAGCCAAGGACAGCAGCUGGACGAUUCGGGUUUGCCGAGGUUGCUCAGGGAGGCACAACAUUCGAGACAUGCUGCCGCUGAGAGGAAGGUGCAGCGACUGCUCGCGGUUCGCGGUCUUCGGCAAGAACGGGAGGAUGCAGCGGCAUUGCAUGAAGCACCGGCGGUCAGAGGCGGAGAUAUCGUCCAACCUGCGCUGCUCCUUCCUGGAAGGAUGCCAUAGGCAACCCUCCUACUGGAACCCUGAGCACAAGGAGAUGAAGUUCUGUAGCUCCCAUCGCCUCGACGGGCAUCUUUGCAUGAAGAACCGACGGUGUCAACACAUCGAAGGAUGUUCACGCAGGGCUGCCUUCAUUCUUGGCGACAAGUAUAUGUGUGGGAAGCACAGGACGGGGCAGGACAAGCAGCAGGCCAAAGUGCUCGGGUCCUACCAGAAGUGUCGAUUCCAGGGAUGUGGCAAGAGGGCAAACUUUGGGGUGAGCGGGACGAAGCGAGCUCUGUUCUGCUGCCUGCACAAGCAGCUCGAGCAUGUCAACGUCAUGCGCAGGAGGUGCCAGCACGUGGGAUGCACGAAAACUCCUUCCUAUGGCGAUGAGAAGAGCAGAGUCGCCAAGUUCUGCAGAGCACACUCCCCAGCAGGUGUUGAGCUGCAACUGUCUCCUCAUCCUCCUUCCCUCCCUUCCUCUCCCUCCCUUGCCCCCCCGUCUCUCAGCGUCUCUACCCUUGCCCUCCAUGUCCCAGUCGCCUGCCUCCUCUGCCUCCCUCGCUCCUCUUCACCUUCUCAUCGCAACGCAGGUCUCAUCGACGUUAGAAACCGCUGCUGCCAGCUCUGCAGCUCUAGAGCCACGUGGGGCUGGACAGCAGGACCUGAGAGAUGCCGGGCGCAUCGCCUUCCCUUCCACCUCAACCUCUCCGCCUCCAGCAGGAAGGUCGACUCCUCCUCCAGCAGCGAACAGCCUUCCUCUUCCUCCUCUUCCUCGUCCUCCUCCUCCAGCCCACACCCUUCUCCCCCCAGCAGGAGUCUGCACCCCUGCCCUCCCAGAAGGAGGACAGUUUUCUCAGCUCCUCUUUGUACCAUUUCAUGA